Messenger RNA from Rubroshorea leprosula, 1435 nucleotides. NCBI's taxonomy places the organism in Eukaryota, Viridiplantae, Streptophyta, Magnoliopsida, Malvales, Dipterocarpaceae. The record is from the annotation of a GenBank genome assembly.
UUUAAAUCAUUAAUAAAAUGCGGUCAAAUUUGAUGAACGAAAUGGCACCUUGAUUUCAACGCCCUGGACCCAGAAUUCCCUCAAAUAACAACACCACACAACACAAAAGAAACAUUUUUCAUUCCUUCCAGGUUCCUGAACGUCUUCUACUCUUACCAGAAAAUAAUGUCCUCUUCUCCACCUCAGAUUGUCCUCACCAGCUCCCCUGACGGCCCCAUCACAGCCUAUGAUGCUGCCUCCGGUGCCGUUCUAGCUCGCUUCUCCUCCAGCCGGUCACCACGCAAUGGCCUCACCCUUAUUGGGAACUCAUUCAUCGCUGCAUCUCAUGUAUCUCCGGAAACAGGUUCAGGUUCCAUUCACCUCUACAAUUGGUGGUCGUUGACAGCCUUACACAACCUCCCAUUGCCUGAACCUGUUGCUCCAUUAGUGGCCAGUCCAGAUGGAUUGUACUUAUUUGCUGGUGGCCUCUCAGGGAAAAUCUAUACACUCCUAAUCCCUUCGGGGGAAUUACUCCAAUCAUAUUCUGCACAUAACAAGCCUGUCUCUUGCCUCAGAGUAAACGAAGAUGGCUCGCUUCUGAUUUCAGGUGGAGAUGAUGGAACCAUUGCUUUUGUUCCAAUCUUCCAACUCGUGGAGGCACAAAAUGAGCAGAAUCCAACCAGGUUAAUGGUGCAGAGAUUUCUUGCCCAUGAUGGGUCAGUGACAGCAAUAGCUUCUUCUGUGGGGCUGUGCAGUAAUACAAUAAUAACAACCUCUUUAGACUGCACAUGCAGAUUCUGGAGAGUAGCAGAUAGAGAAUACCUGAUCAGAACAGUGAGAUUCCCUUGUGCAAUCAUGGGUGUUGCAGUUAAUCAAACACACACAGAACUAUAUGCUGCAGGCUCAGAUGGCUCAAUCUAUAAAGAAUCAUUUAAGGUUAGAAGCCAGAAGGAUAUGAACCAAUCACCAGAAUUAAUCAGAUGGCCUCGAAAACAUAACAGCAUGGUGGUGGGUCUGGUGAUGGUGAAUGGAGGACUGACCUUAGUAUCUGCUGCAGAAGAUGGGAAUGUUAGCAUAUGGGACACUGAGACAGGACAGGAAAUUCUUAGUCUAGCCAACAUUGAAAUGGGCAGCAUAAGUCAUUUGGUGGUGGCUAACACUGGUUUGGGCACUCAGGGGGUUAAUGACACAAAAAUGAGAAAAGGAGAUGACAAUGUUUUUGGAGAAGAAUAUGGUAGAUUUUCUGUAGAAGAGCUAAGCAGAUCACUGAAGGAGACGGUAAACUUGGAAGAUGUCUUGAAGUUGGCAGAAAGAGACAGGAGCAGAGCCAUUGACAUGCUCGAGUCUUCAAUUGCAAUGUAUGAAAGGCUCUUGGAGCUCAUCCUCAAAGAAGCCAAAAGAGGUGGUAGCAGCUGCUGAAAAAGAAAGGAAUAUGUUAUAAACUUCUCUAAGCGAU